Messenger RNA from Aphidius gifuensis, 895 nucleotides. Its product is annotated as RNA pseudouridylate synthase domain-containing protein 1-like. Gene Ontology annotation, biological process: pseudouridine synthesis. The coding region runs from base 125 to 895 and encodes 256 amino acids. The record is from RefSeq and is a predicted model, not a curated record. The transcript is spliced from 3 exons. Gene Ontology annotation, molecular function: RNA binding; pseudouridine synthase activity. Lineage: Eukaryota; Metazoa; Arthropoda; Insecta; Hymenoptera; Braconidae.
AAUAAUAAUAAUUGCUGAUGUGAUUUUAAAAUAAAAAAAUUGACUUUUAGCUUUUUAUUGCUUUUUAUUAAUAAUUAUCAAGUGACAUUUUAAUUGACAAUUAUUAUUUAUAAAUAAAUAAAUAAUGGAUUCAGAUUGUAGAAUAAAAAUUCUACAUCACAGUAAUGAUUAUCUAGUUGUUGAUAAGCCAUAUGAUAUGCUUAUCAACAGUGAUGAUGAUGAUAAAUCAACUUUGCAAACUGAAACAAGAAAUUUGCUACCAAAUACUGCAAACCCUGACCUACGUCAUGAUUUUUAUUUUGUUCAUCGUUUAGAUUAUGCUACAAGUGGAGUUAUAUGUUUAGCAUUAAAUAAAUUAUCAGCAAGAGCAGCAUCAAAUGAAUUUGCUAAAAGAAGAGCUAAAAAAUAUUACUUGGCAAUUGUACAUGGACAUGUUGAAGAACCAACAAUGUUUAUUAAUAAAUCAAUUGGUCAAGAUAUAAAUGAACUUGAUGGUAAUAAAAAAAUGUGUACAGAUGAUGAUGUUAAUUGUUGCAAUCCAAAACAAAGUUCUACAGCAUUAUUGGUUCUUGAAUGGGGUCUUAGAAAUGAUAAACCAGCAACUAAAAUUCUUUUACGACCUGGUACUGGACGUCGACAUCAAUUGAGAGUUCAUUGUCAUCAUAUUGGACACACAAUUAUUGGUGAUUAUACUUACAGUAAUAGACAAGAUUCUGAACCACAUAGAACAUUUCUUCAUUCAUUAAGACUUGUUUUAAAUAAUAACGUUGAAAAUUUGGAUAUUAAAACACCAGAUCCAUUUGUUUCAAGUAAUGAAUUAAACAGAUGGAAACCAACAAAUGUAUUUACCAGUCUAGAUUCAGCUUAUGCAAUAAUUGAUGAGCAAUUUGAUUGA